Messenger RNA from Aspergillus wentii DTO 134E9, 1104 nucleotides. RefSeq lists its product as uncharacterized. The coding region runs from base 1 to 1104 and encodes 367 amino acids. The record is from RefSeq and is a predicted model, not a curated record. The transcript has 4 exons. NCBI's taxonomy places the organism in Eukaryota, Fungi, Ascomycota, Eurotiomycetes, Eurotiales, Aspergillaceae.
AUGGCUCUCACAGAGGCAAAUGCCAGCGACGACAAAGGCCCCAAGAUCCUCGCGGUGCUAUGGACGCUGACGGGGCUGACCGCCAUCAUGGUCAUCGCCAGGCUGUUUAUUCGCAGCAAGAUGCUGCGCAACAUGGGUCUGGACGACUAUCUCAUCGCCGUGUCGAUGGUGCUGGGGCUGGGAUACUGUGGCAUCACCUCGGCCAACGUGGCUCUGGGCUAUGGCAAGCAUGCCUACUUGAUCAGCCAGAGUACGCUGGAGAGGAUCAUGCUGCUGAACAAUCUCAGCUUCCUCAUUGGCAUUCUCUCUUUUACGCUGCCAAAACUGGCUGUGACGGCGAUGCUGAAUCGCAUUCUCAACCCGACCACACUGCAUCGCUGCAUCCUGUGGUUUCUGACUGGCUCAGCGGCCACGGUCUCGUGUAUCUGCAUUAUCAUCCUGUUCACCAUGUGCAAUCCACCGAAAGCGUUGUGGCAGACACAUCUCAUGAUGGAGGGCGCGACAUGUAAAAGCACGACGAUGCUGAUCGACUAUGCCAUCUUCACGGGAGCCCUCUCUGCGGUUGUGGAUCUCUAUCUGGCCUUUUAUCCGACCACGGUGUUGAUGAAGUUGCACAUGUCGCUGCGAAAGAGAAUGGCUCUGUGUGCUGCUUUGGGUCUCGGUUCGAUUGCCUCUGCCAUGGCGAUUGUCAAGUGCACCCAGCUCAAGUACCUGGCCGACAAGUCCGACUAUACCUAUGGAACGGCCGAUCUCGUCAUGUGGACCAAUAUCGAAUCCAACGUCGUCAUCAUCGCCUCGUGCAUCCCCACCCUCCAACCCCUCCUCGAACUGCUGCUCGGCAAACGCGAACUAUCCUCCUACAACAACAGUCGCAACAAAUACAAAAACGGCGGAUACGUGAACACCUCCUCCUUUGACCGAAGCAAGCGCUCCACCGCUCGCAAGCAACCCACCGACCUCACCAUCACCGGCGUCGACAGCCAGGAGAAUAUCUUGCAUGGAACGGACGCGCAUAAUCUGGGCCAGAUUCGGAGGACAGACAAUGUGACGGUGCAGUAUGAGAGCCGGGAAGAGGCGGCUGAGCAAGGACGGUCUUCUUGGUGA